This is a messenger RNA of Linum trigynum, 1342 nucleotides long. NCBI's taxonomy places the organism in Eukaryota, Viridiplantae, Streptophyta, Magnoliopsida, Malpighiales, Linaceae. The record is from the annotation of a GenBank genome assembly.
UCAAGAAACCAAUAAUAAUUAUAAUAUAUUGGUGGGCAUAUCAUAUAACAAUAUCAUUCAUCUAUUACUUUCUCUUUUACGUCCCAUCAAUCAAAACCCCUCAUUUCUUCAUUUCCCUUCUUUUUAUUUUCCCCCUUCUCCUCCCUCCCUUUCCCUUCCUUUCUCCUUCCCUCUGGUUCCUCUUCCUCUUCCCUUCGUCUUCCUCCUCCUUUCCUCACCUUCACGAAAUCUCGGGAAAGCGAAACCCAAAGAGAAAAGAAGAAAAUUCAACUCUUAGUUACUACCUACAAGAAGAAGCAGUAAAACCCCCAAAAAAAAAUCUCAGUCAGUCGAUCAGAUCACUCCACAACCCGCCACAUGGAGCCCACGUCAGCUCCUCCUCCCGAUCCGACCACAGCCAAGGGAGGAGAACGAGUAGAAGAAGAACGAGGAGGAGGAGGAUCAUCAUCCACCACAACGACGUCGUACCAGCAGCAGGCGCCAGCUACAACCACACCGCCGCUGAGCCGGUACGAGUCGCAGAAGAGGCGGGACUGGAACACCUUCCUCCAGUACCUUAAAAACCACAAGCCACCCUUGACCUUGGGCCGAUGCAGCGGGGCCCACGUCAUCGAGUUCCUCAAGUACCUGGACCAGUUCGGGAAGACCAAAGUCCACGCCACGGGCUGCCCGUACUUCGGCCACCCGAGCCCUCCGGCCCCUUGCGCCUGCCCGCUCAGGCAGGCCUGGGGCAGCCUUGACGCCCUCAUAGGCCGCCUCCGGGCCGCGUACGAGGAGAACGGGGGCCGGCCCGAGUCCAACCCGUUUGGGGCCCGGGCCGUCAGGAUUUACUUGAGGGAGGUCAGGGAAGGCCAGGCCAAAGCCCGCGGGAUUCCGUACGAGAAGAAGAAGCGGAAACGACCUUCUGCUGCUGCUGCUGCUGGUUCUACGAGUAGUGGUGUGAAUGUGUCGGUGGCGGAUACUCAGACCGUGCUGCCGACGUCGGGAGGUGAGUCUACGUCUCUGCCAGCUGACGGUGGUGGUGGUGGUGGUGGUGGGGACAGUGGUGGUAGUAGUAGUAGUAGAGUUGGUUCUGGAAGGACGACUAACGUCGUCACUAGCGCCGUUGCGUCUACGACAGUAUAGGUUCUUUUUUAUUUCUUUUAGUUAUUGUUAUUAUUUGUUAAUUCUAAAUAUAUAUCCUUCAUUGUGAUUAUGAGCUCUAUAUUAUUAUAUUAAUAUUCUUCUAAUAUAGUGUAUAAUAAACUAUUAAGGGUGGGACUUCCUAAAAUAUAUAUAAAAUUAUGCCAAAAAUUGAAGAAAUUUAUAAAUACUAUCUAGCAAAUAAAUCAGGUUAAGUUCU